Messenger RNA from Bicyclus anynana (squinting bush brown), 1001 nucleotides. Its product is annotated as brachyurin-like. Bases 95 to 985 code for a protein of 296 amino acids. Lineage: Eukaryota; Metazoa; Arthropoda; Insecta; Lepidoptera; Nymphalidae. The transcript is spliced from 5 exons. The record is from RefSeq and is a predicted model, not a curated record. Gene Ontology annotation, biological process: proteolysis. Gene Ontology annotation, molecular function: serine-type endopeptidase activity.
AUUUGUUAUCUUUUUAAUUUCGAGCAAAUUAUCAAGCGUAUAAAAGGUAUGAUUAAUUAUAUGGACAAACCCAGUUAUCCUCUAUACUAUCAUCAUGAAGCCAGCUGUGAUUUUGGUGUCUCUGUUGGUUUGUGUCUCCGCCAAAUCGUUUAACUUCGAUACGUCUGAUUUCAAUACGGCGUAUGGAUAUAUAACUAAAUAUGGGAUCCCAGAAGGUGAAAGAAUCCAAAAAGCUGAAGAGGAAUAUUUAAAAAGUCAGUCGUCACGAAUCGUCGGAGGUUCCCCUUCCACUCAUGGACAAUUUAAAUAUCAGGCUGGCUUGAUUGGUGAUAUUGUCGGACAUACGGGCAGAAGUGUCUGCGGUGGUUCCCUAAUUAGUAACAACCGAGUUGUCACGGCAGCUCACUGUUGGUCUGACGGUACAAAUCAGGCUUGGAGGUUUACCGUUGUCCUCGGCUCGGUACUGCUGUUCAGUGGUGGCACCAGGGUUGAAUCCUUGAAUGUUGUGAUGCAUCCACAUUGGUUUCCUCAAUUGAUUCGUAAUGACAUCGCUGUUAUCUAUUUACCUGCUCCAGUAACAUUCUCAGACUCCAUUAACAAAAUAUCUUUGCCAUCUGGACACCUACUAAAUGACAACUUUGUCGGAUCUGAAGCUACUGCGUCAGGCUUUGGAAUAACCAAAGAUGGUGGCAGUAUAGCCGCUGACCAAUACUUGAGUCAUGUACGUUUGAACGUGAUUUCAAACUUACGAUGCUCAGUGGCCUUCCCAUUAAUUCUUCAACCUUCGAACAUCUGCACAUCGACUACAGGUGGACAAAGCACGUGCCGUGGAGAUUCUGGUGGUCCACUUGCUUUAGAAAGGGAUGGUGAAACUGUUCUGAUUGGUAUUACCUCGUUCGGAUCUGCUUUAGGCUGUGAAAUCGGAUUCCCGGCUGUUUUCGUCAGGGUCACAUCCUACAUUGACUUUAUAACGGAAAACAUUUAAAGGGAACUUAAUUAUU